Volvox carteri f. nagariensis is the source of this 1943-nucleotide messenger RNA. RefSeq lists its product as uncharacterized. The transcript has 11 exons. NCBI's taxonomy places the organism in Eukaryota, Viridiplantae, Chlorophyta, Chlorophyceae, Chlamydomonadales, Volvocaceae. The record is from RefSeq and is a predicted model, not a curated record. The coding region runs from base 300 to 1943 and encodes 547 amino acids.
GACACCGAUGAACGGGGGGCGUUUAGAGGUAGCGGAUAAGGUCCAGUACGGUGUGGUGCUGUGCGGGUCUGUGAUGGGCGCUGCCGCCCUGCGUGGCUGCUGCACGAACGCGGGAAACCAUUAGAUUCGAAGCGAUGCAGAGUGUAGGAGUCGUUCCGUGCAGUUGAACCUGGAUGGCCUGGUCGGCCCAUGUUCAUGUUCUGUUUGGGCUAAUGAAGUUUUGCUCUCGCGUGUGCGGCGUUUUUUAGGGCAUUUUUCGGUCGCUCAUGGCGCAAAAGCGUCACAAGAUGCCCUGAUUUAUGUUGGUAAUAAUGUUGGUGAAGCUAUUUGCAGUUAAUGGGGACCGGGUAUUAAGCAUACGCUGUUGUUCCGUUCGGAAGCAAGAAAGGAGCAGCAUGAAGAUUCAGAAACGCCACGUCCGACUCUUCCACUUUGCAAGGUGCCACAACGUCGAAAUCCUCUUUAAAAGUCGACGAGAAGCCUCGCCGCCCUCGGCGGUCACCGACCCCACACCCCCUUCACCCCCACCGGCCGCGGCGGCUGUGGACAGUGGGCUCAAGGUCGCGGACCUGGACGCGCAGCGCUUCCGGCUUCAUCCCAGCGUGGCGUACUGGCAGAACUUCAAAUCGUACGCCAACACCCUGUUUGCCGACACGGACAUGAGCCUGACGGACUCCGUACAGCAGCUUGUACGACAGGCCGCUGAUUCCGCUGUGCUCCGGGACCCUCAUGCCGCUACCUACUGGACCUACCACUCCGCUCGUCUGACGUUCUUCGUUGGCCAGGCGGUCACGGGUCUCUUAGCUCACCACCUGGCGGAGACUCUACCCUCCAACCUGCCGGGGUUUUCAUCCUGGCUGACGUCAUCAACAACAUCCGGACUGCGUUCGACUAGUGCCCAGACUAGCGCCAAUAUCACCACAGGUGCAGGUUUCAAAACCCCCCUGGAGCGAAUAUUGUCCAACGCCGGGCAGGAGAUGAUGACACGGGUCGCGGAGGCACUGGCCGCCUUCCAGCAGGACUACGACAACAUCCGAGGGGGCUACUAUCCGCUGCCCUGGGACAUGUCUCCCAGGCACCGCCAGAACAACCCCCUGUUCAUGUUGGUCAGGACUGCCCAAUCCGUACGGGAGAGUACGGCAACCCUGAGACGCCGAGUCCGCAGCCAAGCAGAGCCCGUGUGGCUUUCCAGCUCCCUCUACCCCCAGUACUACACCAACACGUUCCACUACCAAACUGACGGAUGGCUGUCAGACAGGUCGGCGCGUAUCUACGAGCACAACACAGAGCUGCUGUUCUUCGGUCGCCAAGACGCCAUGCAGCGCACCUCCCUGAUCCCCAUUUCUGAGUACGUGCGGGAGGCUGAGCUGGGUGGCCGGGGGGUUUCGGAGCUGCGGCUGCUGGAGGUGGCGGCGGGCACUGGCAGGUUCCACACCUUCAUCAAGGACGCCUACCCCUCCCUGCCCUCCGUGAUCUCCGACCUGAGCCCCUUCUACCUGGCCCGAGCCCGGGAGAACAUGCGCUACUGGAGGGACCUGCGCCAGCCCGGCCGGGGGCUGGGAGGGGUCGACGACACGGGGGUCACACAGUUCUUGCAGACUGCAGCCGAGGAUAUCGAUGCGGCCGACAACCAGUUUGACAUUCUCGUGUGUGUGUAUUUGUUCCACGAGCUGCCCGAGGCCAUCCGCCGCCGGGCCGCGUCCGAAUUCUUCCGAGUGCUCAAACCGGGGGGCUUACUGGUGGUCACGGACAGCGUGCAGCUGGGGGACAGACCCGAGUGGGACAAGAACCUCAAUCUGUUCGGGGACUUCAAUGAGCCCUAUUACAGGAGCUACACCUCGUGCGAUCUCGGGGCGAUGUUCGAGGCAGCGGGCUUCGAAUGCGAUACAAAGUACCUCUGCUCGGCCACCAAGACGCUCAGCUUCCGCAAGGCCCGGGAGUAG